AUGCAAGUCAGAAAUAUUCAGAACAUAGCACCGAGUCUAACUGACAAGAGUAUAAAGAUAUACUAUGAACACGUUAUGAUGAAACCUACCAAAAUUCAAGAAAGUCAGUAUACUUAUGAAUAUCCAAGACACUGGGUAGAGUAUGUAGGAGGUGAGAAAGCUAUUGAAAUCAGACAGGUUCGAAGUAUUCCAGCAGGAAGAACAAUAUUAUUGAAGAACUUUAAUGUUUUGAGGUAUAAUGAUGAAACAAAGAAGCAAGAUAGUUUCCCUGUUGCUGUGUAUGUGAACUUAGAUACAGGAGAUGACAUGAAAGUUUUUAAUACAAAGCUUCAAACGGUAGUGAGAGAACAACUGGCUGCGGAAGGACAUCCAUUACCUUCAGAAGUUACCAUAGCAUAUAAUUUUGAAACAAACUCAAUAGAUUUUAAAGUCAUCUCUGCAAAGAAGUCAGGUUUUACAUUUAAUGAAGCAGAUGUAUAUUCUAAUGAAAACUUCAAAGCUAUUGCAUGGUUAGAUAGUUAG
Molecule: messenger RNA, 522 nt
Organism: Trichomonas vaginalis G3
Lineage: Eukaryota; Parabasalia; Trichomonadida; Trichomonadidae
Exons: 1
Coding region: 1-522 (173 amino acids)
Source: RefSeq, a predicted model, not a curated record